Acanthoscelides obtectus is the source of this 2776-nucleotide messenger RNA. The record is from the annotation of a GenBank genome assembly. NCBI's taxonomy places the organism in Eukaryota, Metazoa, Arthropoda, Insecta, Coleoptera, Chrysomelidae.
CCAAUUUCAUUUUCAGGUUAAGUACUGACAUGUCAUGUCACACUUAGUGUUUUUUUAUUCUUUUGUGUGGCUGCACUGGAUACAGGAAACCCGUGAAAAACCUGUAAAGUGGGAAAUAUUUAAGUUACUUACAUCAGAUAAAGCAUGAAAAUUAUUAUUUAACUGAUGAAAUGUGCGCUAGUUUUCGGUUAGAUCGGUUUUCCUGUAAGUUUUUAAGUAAACAAAUUAUAGGGUAUUUUGGUCUUCUGUCGUGGCCAUCUUGGUAAUUGCUUUCGGAGCGCGAUUCCUUUAGGUCAAGUGGGUAAAUGGGCGGGUUGUACAAUGAUUAAUCAAGCUUUAAGCCCCUCCAUGUAAUAUGGUGUUUCCACGCCUUCACUUUUCCGGUUUCAGUGUAUCUUUCAUCUUUUCAAGUUUGUUCUAUGCAUGCCGCUGGCUGAUUCUUCACAAAUGUCAGGUUAUCUUAUUCAUUCAUUGUCAAAAUUUAAAAUUUGAAUAUCAUUUACAAAACAAAGAUACGACUAACUAAUGCAAUCCACUUCCAUCUACAAGUAACCCACUAUGGCUUUGCACGUCUCAAAUACAAUCAUAAAGCGAUUUUUAAAAGUAAUAAAUGGUGUACGAAUUCUCCAGAAUCAAAAAUCCGUCGGAGAAUGCUUACAGAGACAGUAUAGCUCAAAAGAAUGGGAUAAUCUUACGCCAAGGCCCAAAAACAAAGUAACAAACAUGCCACCAAUGAGUGAACCUAUCAAAGGUCUACCCAGACCAAUCUAUGCCAAUUUCAAAGAAGAAGACCAAGUAACUGAAGUCACCACUCUGCCCAACGGUCUUCGAGUUGCAUCAGAAAACCGAUUUGGCGAGUUUUGCACUGUUGGAGUUGUUAUUGAUUCUGGAUCAAGGUAUGAAGUUGCUUAUCCAAGUGGUAUAUCUCACUUUUUGGAGAAAUUAGCAUUCAAUUCAACAAAGAAAUAUCCAGAUCGUGAUGACUUGUUGGCCAUUCUUGAGAACCAUGGUGGCAUCUGUGAUAGUCAAGCAUCAAGAGACACAUUUAUCUAUGCAGCAUCAGCUUAUUCUUCUGGUCUGAAUGAUGUCAUUAGGUUACUGGCUGAGGCAACUAUUAGACCACAGAUUGUAAAAGAAGAGGUGGAUGGAGCAAAAAUGGCUGUCAAAUUUGAGCUGGAGACGCUAGCUAUGAGACCUGAACAGGAAACACUUAUGAUGGAUAUGAUACAUGCUGCUGCUUACAGAGAUAACACUUUGGGACUACCCAAGCUAUGUCCUCCUGAAAACAUCCACAAGAUUGACCGGCAGAUAAUUUUCACUUACCUGAGCCACCACUAUACACCUAAAAGAAUGGUUGUAGCAGGUGUAGGUAUAGAACACAGUAAGCUAGUUGACUGUGUACAAAAAUACUUUGUUGAUGAGUUGCCUACAUGGGAAAUGGAUAAAAACCUGACUAUAAAUAAUAAACAGUUGGAUGUUGAUCAUAGCUUAGCACAAUAUACCGGAGGAAUGGUCCAGGAAGAAUGUGAUAUACCGCAAUUUGCCUCAGCCGGACUUCCUGUCUUAACCCAUGUGAUGAUAGGCUUAGAAGGUUGUUCUCAUCAAGAUGAAGAUUUCAUUGCCAUGUGUGUACUUAACAUGAUGAUGGGAGGUGGUGGGUCAUUCAGUGCUGGAGGACCUGGAAAAGGGAUGUACACUAGGCUAUACACGAAUGUUUUGAAUAGGUAUCACUGGAUGUACAGUGCUACAGCUUACAACCAUGCCUAUUCAGAUAGUGGAUUGUUUUGUAUACAUGCCAGUGCUCCUCCGACACAUUUAAGAGAUAUGGUUGAGGUUAUUGUUAAAGAGAUGGUCAAUAUGGCUGGAAACAUAACGAGUCAAGAACUUAGGAGAGCCAAAACGCAACUUCAAUCAAUGCUUCUAAUGAAUUUAGAAUCUAGGCCAGUUAUGUUCGAGGAUAUUGGUAGGCAGGUACUUGCCACAGGGCACAGAAAAAGGCCCAAAUACUUCAUUGAUGAGAUUGGGUUCAUUUUCAUAAAAAAACUGUAGGUACAUGGGACAGCUUCUAAAGUUAUUCUAUCUGAUGUUAGACAAAAAAUUAUCCGCAAUGUUUCUCUUCUCGACAAUAAUCAGAAAUCUGCUGUGGAAAUCUUAUUACCUUAUAGAUGACGCUGUAGCCUGGGGAGAAACAUGGAAGUGACAAAUUCUCAUAAAUGAUGCCAAUCUGACUUCAUUUCGGAUAUUUUUUUGGACGCCAUGGUUGGCUAUCUUCAGAAAAAAUAACAAAGGACGACAUAACCAAUGUGGCCAAACGAUUAUUGAGAUCAGCUCCAGCAGUAGCGGCGCGAGGUGAUCUCAGGAAGAUGCCUUCUUUGGAAUACAUACAAGCUGGACUGAUUGAUAGUGAAGGAAAAAUGCCAAGCGGAAGAAAGCUCAGCCUUUUCAGAUAAGUACUUUGCAAUAAAAAAGGUAUUCGAAUAGAUUUUCCUUGUACUCAAGCAAAACAGUUCCAAUCAGUGCGCUCAGAUGAUGACGCAUAUCAAUAAUAUUUCCAACUUCGGAAUGUAGGAAAGUCUCUUCUAAUGCGUUCGAUUAACUGUAUACAUUGUUAUAUUUUUUUAAUUGUACAUUUUUUCAUUUACAAGACAUCAGUACAAUGUAGGCAAGUUAAAACACAGAUAUGUUAACUAUAACUGUUUUUGUAAAUAUACAUUUAAGGAUUUUUAAUUUGUCGAUUUUAUUGACCUUCACUUCUUUUUUACUUCACAAGUCAACU